Molecule: messenger RNA, 2343 nt
Organism: Ilex paraguariensis (yerba mate)
Lineage: Eukaryota; Viridiplantae; Streptophyta; Magnoliopsida; Aquifoliales; Aquifoliaceae
Source: the annotation of a GenBank genome assembly
AUAGAUAUAUACAUAUAUCCGGUCCAGAAUAUAUUCCUACUUCAAUUUGUUCAGAACAGAGAUUUAUUUCAUACACAAUUCACAUGCUCACAAGAAUCCCCGCUGAAGCUCACCACCAACAAUGGCCACAGCACCGAUUUGUUCCUACUCUCCUUCACAUUCACCCUUUGUUCAGUUACCGGUUCAGUCCUCUUCUCAAUACCCACUAUUCGCCGGCUACAGCCUGUUCGGAUCACGAUGGUCGUCGUCUCCAGUCUUGCUGCAAAGAAACAGCGUUCCUAUGUUCCCAAUUUCAGCGAGACUUCCGUGCAAAAUCAAGUGCUUGGCGAAAUCGACGGAGGACACUGAACCAGAGACCCUGACAAGUGACGGUGAUGAUGACAAGUCCAGAGAAGCCGUCAAAGUCGGCCCACAACAGGACUCUGUUGAUGUCGUCCGUCCAGAACUCUCCAUCAGUCAGUCUGGGUCUCAUAGGAUCGCUACUUCUUCCGGUGACUCUUUGUCUCUCGGAAUUCGUGAACCAGUUUACGAGGUGGUGGAAGUAAGGUCAAAUGGGAUGGUAUCUACUAGGAAAAUAAACAGGCGACAAUUGCUCAAGUCAAGUGGUCUUCGUCCUCGAGAUAUUCGGAGUGUUGAUCCAUCAUUGUGGUUGACAAACUCAAUGCCCUCUUUGAUGGUCCGUGAGCAUGCAAUUCUUUUGAAUUUGGGCACAUUAAGGGCUAUAGUGAUGCAAGAGUGUGUUCUUAUAUUUAACUAUACCCGUAAAGGAGGGAAAGCAUUGAUUGAUGCAUUGUUACCUCGCUUAAAUCCCAAAAAUGUCAACGGAGGGCCAUCAAUGCCAUUUUUACUUGAGGCGGUGGAAGCAGCCUUGCAUUCACGAAUUCAGCGAUUGGAGCACAGAUUAGUGGAUUUAGAACCUCGUGUUCAAGCUUUACUUGAGGUUUUGCCCAACCGAUUAACGGCUGACAUAUUGGAGCAACUUCGUACCAGCAAGCAGACUUUGGUUGAGUUGGACUCAAGGGCAGGGGCUCUGAAACAGAUGCUACUUGAUAUUCUUGAGGAUCCUCAUGAAAUACGUCGUAUCUGUAUCAUGGGAAGAAAUUGCACCCUUAAGAAAGAAAACAAUGACAUGGAAUGUUCUGUUCCCUUGGAAAAGCAGAUAGCUGAGGAAGAGGAGGAAGAAAUUGAAAUGCUUUUGGAAAACUAUCUUCAAAGAUGUGAAUCUUGUCAUGGUCAAGCAGAAAGGCUUCUUGAUUCUGCAAAAGAAAUGGAAGACUCAAUUGCUGUUAAUUUAAGCUCUCGGAGGCUUGAGGUAAGCAGACUGGAAUUACUACUUCAGGUUGGGACAUUUUGUGUUGCAGUUGGUGCUUUGGUUGCCGGGAUAUUUGGCAUGAACUUGAAGUCUUAUCUUGAAGAACAAGUGGUACUAUUACCUCGGGUUUCUGAAUGCUUGCCUCUUCUUCCAAUAUAUGUUAGCAUGAUAUUCACAUGCUCAUGCUGCUUUCCAUCUUCUGUUUGGUUUGAUGCAGUUCGCUUUUUGGCUAACAACAGCAGGGAUUAUUGUUGGCGCUGUUGUGUCCUUUUUUCUUUUGUAUUCAUAUCUCAGGCGAAGGAAAAUAUUGUGAGCUUCAGAGAGGCUGCAUCUAUCACUGCUGGUUAGUGAUGCUAGUGAUUCCAUCAUGAAUAUUGUUGUGUAAAUUAGUCACCAUGCAGUUUAGAUUGAGUGAUAAUUUCAUGGACUCCAUGAUUUUAUGUAAGCAGUGGCCAUGGACCACUAGAAAGAAGAGACAAGUGGGAAAGUAAAGAGAGCUGGACUGGAGCCCAUAAUUGUUUCUCUUCAAUUAGGAAAACCAGUUAUUUCGGGGGUCUAUGGCAAACAUCAGUCCAUGAGAUCGACACCUUUACCCCGUGAAACUUAUAUGACCUUACCAUUAAUUCACAGGUGAUGCCAGAAUUUGAGAAAGUUCAGCUUUGAAUCCCAGCAAGGGCAAUAAAAAUAUUGCUUUCAUGUCAUUGUCUAUAAUAUGGUCGAUAUGUUCUGUUUGGUCCCAUUGAUGGGAAAAUGCAACCACAAUUUCUGCAAUAUCGUAUAGAUGAAAGAGUAGAAUUUGGUGUUCCAUCAAGUUGGUUUCUGUGCUUAUGCAAUGAGAGGAGCAGGAUGCUCACUCCCACCAAAGAGAUGGCUGGUGGACACAGUUCUAUUAAUAGAGUUGUUAGGCUUCUUGAAAUAUGUCUGAAAGUUGAAAUGGCAUAAUGAAGUUGGAUAGUUCUGCUGGAACGUACAGAUACAAUAUUUGUCUGUGAGAACAUUUUUGCUCAAUAUUAUAAAAAAAUGAUGCCUUC